CUAAGGAAAUUUGUCCCAUGCAUGCCAGUAACAGAAAAGGUACUAAGAUCUCUCCUUAUGCUCCCAUGAGUUCCAGCCUGGACAGAGGGUCCUCUUGCUUCCGCUGUUGUUCAACUCUAAAUUGGUCACUCAUUGGCAAAGGCCCCACAAGGUGCUGAGGUGGGCUGGUCUCAUGGAUUACAAGAUGUGACUAACGGAUAAAAGGAAAACUUGUCAAAAUUGAUCAUGUGAAUCUCCUAAAGCAAUGGCGGGAAAGGGAAGCAUUGUAUGCUGAGGAGAAGGAAGAUUAUUCCUCUGGACCAGAGACCUGCCUGGAGGCCCCAGAGGAGCAAUUGAGGUUGAACAUUCAGUUAACCUGGCCCAGGAAUGACAGAGUCAAGCAGUAGUUCCUUGCUGCAGGAGCAAUGGAGAUGCAAUCUUACUACACCAAACUCUUGGGAGAGCUCAACGAGCAACGGAAAAGGGACUUCUUUUGCGACUGUAGUAUCAUUGUGGAAGGGAGGAUUUUCAAAGCCCACAAGAACAUUCUUUUUGCCAACAGUGGCUACUUCCGAGCUUUAUUGAUCCACUACAUCCAAGACAGCGGCCGGCACAGCACUGCAUCCUUGGACAUUGUUACUUCAGAGGCCUUCUCAAUUAUCCUGGACUUCCUUUAUUCAGGUAAGCUGGAUCUUUGUGGGGAAAACGUGAUUGAGGUCAUGUCUGCAGCUAGUUAUCUGCAGAUGACCGAUGUUGUCAACUUCUGCAAGACGUACAUUCGGUCGUCGCUGGAUAUCUGCAGGAAAAUAGAGCGAGAAGCGGCCUUUUAUCAGGCUGACAGUGGGAGCUCCAAUUCUGCUAGAGAGGGCACAUCAUAUGGCGCAAAGAGUCAGUGCUCAGCAUCAGUUUCGUCUCUCCAAGAGAAAGAAAGGAUUCCGGAUUGUCAGCGCGACCCUCCCUGUGGGGAAUGUAGCAGCUGCCACUCCGGUGAGCUUGUGUUGAGGGACCCUGUAGGCAGUGACUGUCCAGACAACACAAAUUCUUCACUGCCCAAAGUGAUAGAACCCAAAGUAGAAUUUGAUGCAGAUGAAGUGGAAGUAGAAGUUGGUGAGCGGCUGCAGCAAUACCCAACUCCUUUGACGAUUGAACAGAUAGAGGAGGGACUUCACAGUGGCCAGGCUAUGGAUCUUGCAUGCAACAACUACCACAUGAAGCAGUUCCUAGAAGCCUUGCUCCGCAACAGCGCAACCCAGAGGAAGGAUGAUGUGGUCCAUCACUUUGUCCGUGGCUUUGAGGGUAGGCCAGAAGAUGCAGGAGUGCCCAUGAGUUCCAUGAUGGAUAUUCACAGUGACUGGUAUGGAGAGGAUACAGGUGAUGUGCUCGUCGUGCCGAUCAAGCUGCACAAAUGUCCAUUCUGCCCAUACACAGCCAAGCAGAAAGGAAUCCUGAAGCGGCACAUCCGCUCACACACGGGCGAGAGACCGUAUCCCUGCGAGAUAUGCGGCAAGCGCUUUACACGGCAGGAGCACCUUCGCAGUCAUGCCUUGAGUGUCCAUCGGUCAAACAAGCCAAUUAUCUGCAAGGGUUGCAGAAGAACGUUUACAAGCAGCCUGUCCCAAGGCUUACGCCGUUUUGGACUGUGCGACAGCUGUACGUGUGUCACGACUACGCAUGAGGAUUCAAUGCCCAUUAACCUCAGCCUGAUGGAACCUUCAUCAGAAGGCCAGGAGAAGAGCGAUCCAGACAAUGAUUGGCCCAUCUAUGUAGAAUCCGGCGAUGAAAACGAUCCGCCGGAAGAUGAUGACGCUGACCCUGAUCCUGAUGAUAAGCAAGACUUCCAUCGAGGAGAAGCACUUAUGUAGCGGCAGAAGUUGGGUGGGGAGAGGUAAAUCCCUUUCCCCCCAUUGUCAUUUUACAGCUGGACACUGUGUAUUUAUCCAGAGUUGUGAAGUGUUUUUUAAAUAUGAAUAUAUUCCAUUUUCUCAAAAAAGAUAGGAACAGUUGGACUAUUAAAAUCCUGAAAUGUCUUUUUAACUUGUUUGUGCU
Messenger RNA from Elgaria multicarinata webbii, 2025 nucleotides. RefSeq names its product zinc finger and BTB domain containing 8B (gene ZBTB8B). Gene Ontology annotation, biological process: regulation of transcription by RNA polymerase II. The transcript has 4 exons. The record is from RefSeq and is a predicted model, not a curated record. Bases 405 to 1841 code for a protein of 478 amino acids. Gene Ontology annotation, molecular function: protein binding; DNA-binding transcription factor activity, RNA polymerase II-specific; RNA polymerase II cis-regulatory region sequence-specific DNA binding. Lineage: Eukaryota; Metazoa; Chordata; Lepidosauria; Squamata; Anguidae.